This is a messenger RNA of Caenorhabditis auriculariae, 516 nucleotides long. The record is from the annotation of a GenBank genome assembly. Lineage: Eukaryota; Metazoa; Nematoda; Chromadorea; Rhabditida; Rhabditidae.
AUGUUGCGUUUCGGACUUUUCUUCACGUUUCUUUUCUUUUUUCUGUUGGCAAUCGCCGUCGAGGCCCGCUACGGCGACAGCUACUACAAGAUGUUGGGGUUCGUUUUCUUCAUUAAAUUUUGAAAUUUAGUAGUGGUCUAGAAAUUUCAAAAAAAAAUCCACCUUUUUGUAUCUUUUAACACGCUACCUAACAAUUGUAGACGUUGUUCUCUUUUUUUUGAUAAUAAAAGAGCAGUUAAAGAGUAUUGGCUAAAUACAGCCCGCCAUUUUUUCUACUACGAUAUUCUCGUUUUUUUAUUCAUUGAUAAAAUCAGAGUGAUCGAUCUAAGAGAAGUCCCUGACCCGAUCUGAUAUGAUAUUUCUGGCAAGAGCUUCAAGACUGUUUGCAGACGGAUGCACAGUGCUGGCCGAGACCCGAUAAUAGCCAGUCGGGUGCCAAAAAUGGACCGCAACUGCUUCUUCUCGCCAGUCCAGUGCAUGCUCGACACCAGCCGCACUAUCGACGAGAACUUCUAA